This is a messenger RNA of Mus pahari (shrew mouse), 279 nucleotides long. RefSeq names its product major allergen I polypeptide chain 1-like. Gene Ontology annotation, cellular component: extracellular region. The coding region runs from base 1 to 279 and encodes 92 amino acids. The transcript is spliced from 3 exons. The record is from RefSeq and is a predicted model, not a curated record. Gene Ontology annotation, molecular function: steroid binding. Lineage: Eukaryota; Metazoa; Chordata; Mammalia; Rodentia; Muridae.
AUGAAGCUCGCUGGUGCUCUCUUGCUGCUAGGGGCUGCCCUGCUCCUGACUUCAGGGGGAGAUUGUGGCCUUUGCCCAGCUUUAGAUAAAAAAGUUGAUAUAUUUUUCGAGGGGACUCCAGAAGAGUAUGUUGAGUACCUGGGACAAUUCAAUGAUUACCCUAAUGUACUGGAAAAUGCUGCAAAUAUCAAGAAAUGUGUCGAUAGGACAUUGACAGAGGAAGACAAGGAUCAGGCAAUCAGUCUUAUCGAAAAAAUAAAAGCCAGCCCGACAUGUUGA